Molecule: messenger RNA, 1431 nt
Organism: Staurois parvus
Lineage: Eukaryota; Metazoa; Chordata; Amphibia; Anura; Ranidae
Source: the annotation of a GenBank genome assembly
AUGUUUGGAGCCAAACCAACCACAGGAUUCACUUUAGGAUUACAGAACCAGAACCCAGCUCCUACAACAUCAUCUGGCUUCACUUUAAAUUUUGGUAAGCCUGCUGGAUCUGCUACACCUUUUUCUCUGACUACGACUACUACCUCAUCCACAGGCCUUUCUUUGCCCUCUUCUUUGACAUCUACCCCAGCAACAGGCACUGGGUUUUCAUUGAAUUUGAACAGUGGUACAGCAGCUACAACUACAGCAUCCACUGGCUUGACACUCGGUCUUACUGGGUCACUUUUUCAAAACACCAAUCCAGCCACAUCAGGUCUUGGACAGAACCCAUUGGGUCUAACAGCACCAGCAACACAGACUACUUCAAAUGAUGGUCUUGGUGGCAUAGAUUUCAGCAGUUCGUCAGACAAAAAAAGUGAUAAAACUGGAACCCGACCUGAAGACAGCAAAGCACUUAAGGAUGAAAAUCUACCUCAAGUAAUCUGCCAAGAUGUAGAAAAUUUUCAAAAGUUUGUGAAGGAACAGAAACAGGUGCAAGAAGAGAUCAGCAGAAUGUCUUCUAAAGCUAUGAUGAAAGUUGAGGAAGAUAUCAAAGCCUUGAAGCAACUUUUAUCAGUUGCCUCCAGUGGCCUUCAGAGAAACACUCUGGCUAUUGACAAACUGAAAAUUGAAACUGCUCAGGAACUUAAAAAUGCUGAAAUAGCUUUAAGAACACAGAAGACACCGCCAGGUCUGCAGCAUGAAAAUACAGCACCAUUAGACUACUUCCGGGUUUUAGUGGAGCAGUUUGAAGUCCAGUUACAGCAAUACAGGCAGCAGAUUGAGGAGCUGGAAAACCACCUGGCAACACAAGCAAACAGCUCACACUUAACGCCACAAGACCUAUCCAUGGCAAUGCAGAAGCUCUACCAGACAUUUGUGGCCUUAGCAGCCCAGCUGCAGUCCAUACAUGAAAGUGUUAAGAUGCUCAAAGAAAAGUACCUUAGCUACCGGAAGACAUUCUUGGGUGAUUCCACUGAUGUAUUUGAGGCACGGAGAGCUGAAGCCAAGAAGUGGCAAAGUGCCCCUCGCAUAACCACCGGGCCCACACCCUUUGGCAGUGUACCAAACGCAGCAGCUGUGGCGAUGGCUGCAACCCUGACCCAGCAGCAGCAGCCUGCUACAGGAUUUGGAAGUAGCUCGGCUUUCGGAAGCAGCUCAUCUGGUACCAACUCUUUUGGCUUUGGAACUGCAAAUAAACCAUCAGGAAGCCUCAGUGCAGGAUUUGGCACUUCAUCUACAUCUGGAUUUAACUUCAGCAGUCCCGGCAUCACUGCAUCAGCUGGCUUAACCUUCGGAGUAUCUAACCCCUCAUCUACCAAUUUUGGGACCGGAUCACAGCUGCUACAGCUUAAGAAGCCCCCAGUUGGAAACAAGCGAGGGAAAAGAUAG